Rhea pennata is the source of this 941-nucleotide messenger RNA. RefSeq names its product sodium voltage-gated channel beta subunit 3 (gene SCN3B). The transcript has 7 exons. The record is from RefSeq and is a predicted model, not a curated record. Gene Ontology annotation, cellular component: voltage-gated sodium channel complex. Gene Ontology annotation, molecular function: transmembrane transporter binding; sodium channel inhibitor activity. The coding region runs from base 1 to 822 and encodes 273 amino acids. Gene Ontology annotation, biological process: regulation of heart rate by cardiac conduction; sodium ion transport; ventricular cardiac muscle cell action potential. NCBI's taxonomy places the organism in Eukaryota, Metazoa, Chordata, Aves, Rheiformes, Rheidae.
AUGCCUGGCGUGCGCGGGGCCCCCCGCCCGGGCGCGGCUGGGCUCCGCGCAGACGUUGCCGCUCCCUCCUCGCAGCCGGAGGCAUCCUGUUGCGCCGGGCUCGAAGCGAGGACGGGAGCAGCAGCGGCUGCCGAAAGCCUCUGCCCAGCCCGAGGUCGCCCCUCGCUCGGAACAAUGGCCGCGCUGCCGAGGCUGCUCCGGGCCGCUUCGGUCCUGCUCGUGGUCUGGGCUGGUUUUUGUUCUGCCGUAUGCGUUGAAGUUCCCUCAGAGACAGAGGCUGUCCAAGGGACACACAUGAAGCUGCUCUGCAUCUCUUGCAUGAAGAGGGAGGAGGUCACAGCCAGCACCGUGGUGGAGUGGUUCUAUAGGCCUGAGGGUGGAAAAGAUGAACCUAUCUACGAGUACAGGAAAACAAAUCAUGAAUUUCCGAGCCGCUUCAGUGGUCGGCUACAGUGGAAUGGGAGUAAAGACAUGCAGGACGUAUCCAUCACUGUGUUAAACGUGACGUUGAAUGAUUCGGGUAUCUACACCUGCAAUAUCACCCGGGAGUUUGAGUUUGAGAUUCACCGACCUCUCUUCACGAGCUCCAGAUUGAUUCAUCUCACCGUGGUGGAGGAGGCUGGAGAAGACUUCACUUCAGUCAUCUCUGAAAUUAUGAUGUAUAUUCUUCUGGUCUUCCUUACGUUGUGGCUACUCAUAGAAAUGGUCUAUUGCUACCGAAAAGUCUCCAAGGCAGAGGAGGCUGCCCAGGAAAACGCGACAGACUACCUUGCGAUUCCAUCAGAAAACAAGGAGAACUGUGCUGUGCCUGUGGAGGAAUAGCAGAGAGGAAACAGUGGAGCAAAUGGCAACAAGGGGCUCUGAAGACAGAAAGACCACAUCAUGCCAGCCAGGUUUGGGAGAACUCUGUGCCGUCAGGAGGAAAAGCGGGGAAGCGUAAA